UGUUACUAGUUCCACCGUGUCCAGAUUUGACAGGAGCCUUGAUGACACCAUGGAUAACACACACACAGACCAAAACAACACGAUGGAGCGCUAUAAAACACCGACACACACAUGCAAAGACAGACAGAGGCACAGCGAGCGAAGACACUUUCUACAUGAGAGACACUUUCUACCUGAGGCUUACCUGAACCAUGGGCGUCAUCGUCUCACACAUUUUCUCCAGACUCUUCUCCAAGCAUCCCGUCAGGAUUUUGAUGGUGGGUCUGGAUGCUGCAGGUAAAACCACCCUGCUGUACAAACUCAAGCUGGGUGAGGUCGUCGCCACCCUCCCAACUAUUGGGUUUAAUGUGGAGACUGUGGAGUAUAAGAACAUCAGCUUCACAGUUUGGGAUGUUGGUGGUCAGACGAUCAUCAGGCCGCUGUGGAGACAUUACUACGUUAACACACAGGGUUUGAUAUUUGUGGUCGACAGCAACGACCCAGAGAGGAUCAAAGAGGCGUCUGAGGAGCUGCACACACUGUUGCAGGAGGAUGAGCUGAAGGGUGUGGCCGUGCUGGUCUUUGCUAACAAGCAGGAUUUACCCAGAGCCAUGUCUGUCAGUGACAUCAUCGAGGCCCUGAGUUUAAAAGGAGUGUCACAGCCGUGGUCGGUCCAGCCAUCCUGCGCCGUCAGCGGCACCGGUCUGGUUGAAGGUCUGGACUGGCUCUCUAAUGAGAUCCUGAAACGGUAACAGACAUCGGGGUGACGAGGAGUUCUGCUUUACUUUGUUUGUUGAGUCUUCUGUCUUCUGUGAACUGAGGUGAGCGGUGAAUCCAGAAGCAGCAUGAAGGAUCCUUUGCAACUGUUAAAUUGGCCUCAUCACAAAGACAUUUGACAGGAAAUGCUGUCACUCAGAGUUCUAGAAGAAACUCAAAAACAGGAGAUAAAAGUCUAAACGGGGCUAAUUUUUCCUUAACUUUUAUUUUUUUAAUCACUUUUGUUCAAACUUGCUGAGACAACACAAGCUGCUUUAAAACUGCCUCCACAGAACUUACCAGAACGGUGUUUUUAUUUUUCUCAUCUAUCAAACUUACUUUACUUGCUGAUGUAGUACGUAAAUUAUCAAAGGUUAGCAUUGUCUCAAAUGGACCACGAUGAGUUUAAUUAUUACCACAAAUGACGUUUGAAAUGUUUAAACCACAUUUUAUGAACAGCUGCCAGAAGUUGUGCCUUCGAUCGUUAAAUUCACUACACCUGCCAAACAACGCCCUAACACGUGUAAUGUUGUUUUUACCUGCAAAAAACUCAGUGCUGCUCUUGCUCAGCUAACCUGGGCUACCAGUCAUCAUCAUCACAAUGAAAAUUGUUUAGCAGUCCCUCUGAUGCAGCCAGUUAUGUGAACUCAACUAUGCACUCCAAAUAGUGAUUGUAAAUAUGGACGAAUGAGACCUGAUAGACACAGCAUAGAUGGACAUCACCCAUUGGUUAAUGAAAUACUGCUGUGAAGCUUCGAGAUUGUUUUUUUUGGUUUUGGUUUUGGUUUUUUUUGCCAUCACCAAAUUGUUGUUUUGAAACAAUCAGCUCAUUAGAUAAUAUCUUGUCAAUCACAAUGAUAGCCUGGCUCUUAAAAUGACCAUAAUUAAGUAAAUUAAUGAUUGUUUUAUUCAGUAUGACCCGAAACCAAACAUCAUGAAAGUGUUUAGUGGGGCCAGGGCAGAGGGAUGUUUUUGCAUAGAUUGUGUAGACAAGCAGUCUUUUUGCAGCCACAGGUAUCGCCCCCUGGUGGCUUUUACAUUUACUUAAAAAGUGUGAGGGCGUCACUGUUCAGUGAAGCCACCAUUUUUUUACAUGGGUUGGCACGAGGAGAACAAAAGACAUUCAGAAUGCUGAUGGGAAAUUUUAGAAAAGACUACCAAACCA
Molecule: messenger RNA, 1900 nt
Organism: Oreochromis aureus
Lineage: Eukaryota; Metazoa; Chordata; Actinopteri; Cichliformes; Cichlidae
Product: ADP-ribosylation factor 4-like
Exons: 6
Coding region: 192-731 (179 amino acids)
Biological process (GO): intracellular protein transport; vesicle-mediated transport
Cellular component (GO): cytoplasm; plasma membrane
Molecular function (GO): GTP binding; GTPase activity
Source: RefSeq, a predicted model, not a curated record